Molecule: messenger RNA, 1063 nt
Organism: Silurus meridionalis
Lineage: Eukaryota; Metazoa; Chordata; Actinopteri; Siluriformes; Siluridae
Exons: 2
Coding region: 245-826 (193 amino acids)
Source: RefSeq, a predicted model, not a curated record
GACAGUACAGAUGAGAGACAGAGGGCAAGACCAAUCAGUGGAAAUCUCUUUCCGCAUUCUGUAGUAGACGAAAAUGGAUUAUGGAAAGUAUUGCGUGCACAGCCGCAUAUGGUCUCUCUUUCUCACACACGCACACAUCUAACGGGAACAUUAGAUCUUAAAAACUAAACAACUGCGAUUUCUCAGCUGAACUCUGUAUCCUCAUCGCUCAGUGCAGGAACUCGGGAAUAAGGUGUCUGUCAAAAUGAUGCGCCUUGCCCUGCUUGUUUUGACCACUGCUUUGUCUCUCUGCUCAUCUCUGGAUGUCAAUGAGAAACCAUGUAUGCGAGCAAAGCACAACAAUGCUCACGCCACCUUCCUCAAGCGGCAUCUUCCUGAUGGUGUGCCAAAGACAUGGGACCAGAACGUGUGGAAUGCACUGCUCAGGCAAAUUAAGACAUGUGGCAGACCCACUCAGUCCUUUUUCCAUGAGAACGACAGAGAGCGUGUGAAUGCAGUGUGCACCAAAGCUGGUGGAAAACAGCACUCUGACAACCUGUGCAUCAGUAAGGAGAAAUUCUCCUUUGUGACAGUGCGGGUGAAUGUGCAUGAGGGUUUGUGUGGCAUUAAAAGUAUUCGCAAUGAGUCCAAACACAUCAUUCUCGGGUGCGAUGAGGUUGCGGAUGCGUGUCGCCCUGUUCAUUUUGAAGGAAACCCGAAUGAUCUGAUGCCCAGUAAUAAUCAACCUGACUGUGGAGAAUCCUCAGGGUCCAACUCCAGGUUUAAAGUGGCCAUGUUUGAAAUCCUUCUAGUGUUCAAUUUAUUGGCUUUGAUUUACAUUUUGUGAUAUGACAAAUGAUAAUGCCAGAUGUUCUGAAUACACACCAGUGUUAAAUAAACAGUAUUGGAUGAACUCAGUGUUGAAUAAAAGAUAUAUAGAAUUAGAUGAACUGUUACAGCUUUGAAUUAAGAUAAAUAGAGUUGCAAUGGAAUACACUGUGGAGCUGACUCUCACAGAGUCUUAUCAAACAUUUGACUUGCAAGCUGUUACACGCAAAAUUAAUAAAUACAUUUACUGAAAUUA